AUGAGCAAGUUCGCCCCCGAUAAUCCAGAAUCCUUAAAAAGGGCCAUACUACGACGGGCCAAAGACAACAGCUACAAAGUUGGCCGCAUAGCCGCUCUAGACUACGGCUGGGAGGCCUGGGUACAAGCCGAUCUAGGCUGUUACCUAUCUGUGGAAGCCGACACGACCGAAGCAGUCCUACAACGGGAAGAGUACCCAUAUGGUGACGGAAGGCGUGUAGACCUAGGUAUCUACGGACCUGAAAAUAUUCCCUGGCACUGGAUCGAAAUUAAGACCCAAACGCCCAGCCAGGGAAAACAGGAUUUCUUGGAUAAUCUAAUGGCCGAUUGGGCCAAACUUGACGAUGUAGUGGUGGGCCAGCAUCACGCGCGACUGUGGGCUGUGGGGUUCUGGCAGAGUGAUGGACAAGGGAAACCGAAAGGCUUUGCAAAUUGGGAUUUCGAGGUCGCGAAUGGUAUGAAUGUCUUGUACAGGACUAAGUACAAUCCUAAGUUUUCGAAACUCUAA
This is a messenger RNA of Bipolaris oryzae ATCC 44560, 507 nucleotides long. RefSeq lists its product as uncharacterized. Bases 1 to 507 code for a protein of 168 amino acids. The transcript has a single exon. Lineage: Eukaryota; Fungi; Ascomycota; Dothideomycetes; Pleosporales; Pleosporaceae. The record is from RefSeq and is a predicted model, not a curated record.